This is a messenger RNA of Stylonychia lemnae, 243 nucleotides long. NCBI's taxonomy places the organism in Eukaryota, Ciliophora, Spirotrichea, Sporadotrichida, Oxytrichidae. The record is from the annotation of a GenBank genome assembly.
AUGUAAUCAUCUAAGGAAAAGCUUGCCCAUGGGAUAUUAUAGCAUGGAGUUGACACAUUGAAAAAGUUAUAAACUAUUAGAAACAUAAUAAACAGAGCCCAUUAUUGUCUUUAAAAGGCAAAUUAAUAAGGAAACUACUUUAAGAACAUAGCUCAUAAAAUUAGAAUUAUUGUAAACUUGCUCUUCAUUUUUUAUGUAUAACGUGCCAAUAACUACGAAAAUGCUUGCCAUGUAAAUAAUUGA